GUUUCGAAGUGUUCCUGAGAGCAAAAAUGACUUUUUGGCUCUUGCAAGGUUCCACGUGUAACCCCAAGAUCUGCCUUCGGCAAGGGCAUCACGGCAUCACAGCAUCACAGCAGCAACCCCACAAACACAUCCCCCAAAGCAUUGAGGAGUGCAAGGAGCCAUGAGGAGACAGGGUCAGCUAUCAUCCUUAGCGUGGACAGCAGUGCUACUCUUAUUAUUAGUAGUACUGGUUCCAGAAUGCAGUAGUUUUGCGACGACGCCUUCUCCACUUACUCGACGACAGGUGGCGUCCACUACGUCUUCUCAGCGCCAAGCCUCUGUGGCACUGCCAGCGGAUGCCGCAUCGCAAGCCAACAACAAGAACCAGGCUAGUGAGAAUUCUGACGACCCCAAAGUGGGAGUGUUGCUGUUGAAUCUUGGAGGUCCUGAAACGGGGGAUGAUGUAGAAGGAUUCCUGUUCAACUUGUUUGCCGAUCCCGACAUUAUUCGAUUACCGGGACUUCUGUCGCCAUUGCAGACCUUGAUUGCGACCUUUAUUUCCAAACGUCGAGCACCCAAAAGCCGCGCUGCGUAUGAAAGCAUCGGUGGUGGAUCUCCCAUUCUACAGUACAGCAAUGCCCAAGCCAAACUGAUUAGCGAGUCGUUGGCCAAACGACAUGGAAUAUCGGUGCAAACGUAUAUUGGAAUGCGCUACUGGCAUCCGUUCACGGAAGAUGCAUUGAAACAAAUCCAACGGGACCACAUUGAUGCCCUCGUGAUUGUCCCACUCUAUCCACAAUUCAGCAUUAGUACAUCGGGGAGCUCCUUUCGGGUCUUGCAAGAAGAAUUCUCCAAGGAUGCUUCCAAAUUCGGGGACAUGGUACACACGGUCGUCUCUAGUUGGUACGAUCGACCGGGCUAUGUCAAUGCCAUGACCAAAUUGAUUGAACACGAAUUGCAGAGUUUUACCGAGGAACAAAUCCAAGAAGCACAAUCUACAGCACCCGAUUUGGAACCCUUGCACAUUUUGUUUUCCGCUCAUGGAGUACCGCAGUCGUAUAUUGAAGCGGGAGAUCCCUAUCAGACACAAAUCAUGGCCUGUGUCGAUCGCAUUACCAACGCUAUUACACACCCGCACGUGCAGGUCCAUUUGAGCUAUCAAUCGCGCGUCGGGCCCAUUGAAUGGCUACGACCGUACACGGACGAUGUAUUGCCUGAAUUGGCCCAAAAGGGAGUGCGCAAUCUUGUGGUGGUGCCCAUUAGUUUUGUCAGUGAACACAUUGAAACAUUGGAAGAGAUUGAUAUCGAAUAUCGAGAAUUGGCAGAAGAAUCCGGUAUUACCAAUUGGAGACGAUGUCCGGCACUCAACACGGAAGCAUCGUUUAUUGAUGACAUGGCUGAUAUGGUCAUGGAUGCGUUGGAAGAACCAGCGCAAACUGUCACGGAGGCAUGUGUGGCCAACAAUGUGGGUGAUGUCGAACUCCAACCACUCGAUGAACGAGUCGGUAUCAGUACGGUGGGUGUCGGUGGUGUGGGUGCCGGUGAUGAAGAAGUAUUAUUGAAAGAACCAGAACGGUUACUGGCACGAAUUGCUAUUGCCGGAGUUUUCAUUACCUUUCUUGUGGAGCUUUUCAGCGGGAGUUCCAUGGUGGAUCUCUUUUUUGGAAGCUAGCGAAGUUUCAAAGGCGCCGCUGGAGGAUCAUGUACAGUCUGAUUGGUUUUGCAAAAAGCACUUCUUUCUUUGGGUCUACAGAUGAUGGACUGCUGAACAUACAAUAAGCAAAAUAGACACAAACAAACACACGCACACAGCUAGCUCUAGCUGUACGGUAUGUCUGUGACAGAGCAGACAUGCCUCCGGGUGGGUUCAUGGCACUCCAAGAGAAACUUUUCCAGGAUUUUUCAGAAACAGUGCACAUCACAUCUCACAGCAAACACGCGAAGGGUCUGUGUGGUGAGCCUCAUCCUCAA
Molecule: messenger RNA, 1950 nt
Organism: Seminavis robusta
Lineage: Eukaryota; Bacillariophyta; Bacillariophyceae; Naviculales; Naviculaceae
Source: the annotation of a GenBank genome assembly